AUGGCUGCCCGAUACCCCGGCGACGACCUACUAGAAACUCAUGAGCAAGAGGUUCUGAGACUGCUAGCUGCAGCUGAAGGCAUUUCUGCACAAGAGCAGGCAUAUGCUCAGGCACGACGUACGGCAGCCCAGCUCAAUCGCACACCAACUUCACCGCCGCCUACCACAGGCGGGAUCGCCUACCCAGGACCUUUCACUGCACCGCCGUUCAGCAUGUACAAUUACGCCCAGUAUGAACGCCACGGUAUUCUACCACCAGGUUUCAACAUGGCGACCGGUGACAUCAGCGGGUGGAUGGGUUCCCGUUUCGAGCGUCCCAACGGAGAAAUUCCCCAAACGCCAUCAGACCAAGACAGACGUCGAGACCACCGUCCUGAACGAUCAGCCUCAGUCGGAUGUUCAACUCACAAUCGUCGGCAUUCAGCUCCAACCCUCGCACAUCGACCGGCACCCAACUUCUUCCCCAACCAACCCCCUCCCACCACUGCAUUCGACCCCGCGUACGAUGGAGCCAACACAUAUGGAAAUCCCCGUGGACAGUAUCCAGACGGGAAUGCCUAUGUCAACAACUACCGAGACGCACGGCCAGGCGUAAUGCGCGACACAGCGACCCAGACACAUAUGGCUGGGUGGAACAGGCUAGGACAGAUGUAUGACGCCAAUAGAGAUACAAUUCUACGGUCUGCCCGUCAACGAGCUGAGAUGCUGGCAGCAGCAGCAGCUGCGCGCCGAGACGAUCCUGCCGUACAAGCUGCGAGGAAUGCCGAUAUCCCGAUGGGAUAUUCCAGCCCUGUCUGGCCACCUAGUUCUGAAUUUCCAAACACUAUCCGGCCCUCUGAUUUGACUGGACCGCCAUUCAGCACAAACGUAAGCAGCGGCUUCAAUGCACAACGGAGGCGUGAAAGGGCCGCGGAAGAAGCUAGACAGAGGACCGCAGUAUGGAUUCCCGGAAAUAUAUAUGGGUUGAACCCAGACGAUGAUCCUUUCGCCGUUACGGCUGUACAGUCAUCUAGCCCUGCGAACGCAACCAGCAAUGCUCAGCGGAGAAGGACUGAGAACGAAGCGAGACGCAGGGCCGCACGGAAUCCUGGAGACGUGUUUGGUUUCGAUCCGGAUGAAGAUGCUGAUGCGGAUGCGAAUUAAGGGAUGUGGGAAAGUUCGAGCAUAGUGGGAUAGUCUUUCAUGAGCUGGGUUACGCAUUGAUCGUUGGGCUUUGGAGGCUUUCGUUUGUGGACAUAGUAUGACGGCUUGCAAUCAUUUGACUUGGAAUGGGCGGAAGACAGUUGGGUGUUUUACUCAUGAUCAGAUACGUAGACUGAGACACGCAAUCAACGACCGUAUCUCACAUGCACACUUACUUCCCCACUCAAAAAAAGGGUAUCGUACUCAAAUUAUCCAUCCCAGUACCACGAAAGACUCCCAGACACCAAUACCGACCCAUACUCCAAUUCCCUAUAUUACAACCCAGACCCAGAGUCCACCUCCCCACCCCUCCCCACCUACCUCAUCUAAUCUUAUCAACCCUCUUCUUCGCAAUCCUAAUCUUGCCAUCCACCCUUUCCACAUCCUCCUCAAACAAGCCUAAUAAAGCAUUCUGCUCCACAAUCUCCGUAUUAAUCUG
Alternaria rosae is the source of this 1621-nucleotide messenger RNA. RefSeq lists its product as uncharacterized. The record is from RefSeq and is a predicted model, not a curated record. Bases 1 to 1143 code for a protein of 380 amino acids. The transcript is spliced from 2 exons. Lineage: Eukaryota; Fungi; Ascomycota; Dothideomycetes; Pleosporales; Pleosporaceae.